UGUAGGCCCCAUUUUAUGCUCUCAGACUUCAAGCUGUUGCAAAAGGGUUUCAUAUGCUCUGUUGUCAUUCAAAGGCUUCAGCACCGCCUGAAGCAUAGGGCUGCCUUCACGAGGGGGUGGUGGUGGGGGGGAAUCUCUACUUAAAAGGUGCCCUGUGUUGGCAGCUCUUUUAAAUCCCUUCUCAGCUGCCACAGUGGGCAAUGGCUGCCGCCGAGGUGCCAGCUUACUUGCUCUCCUCGCAGAGCGAGAAGCACAGGAGGGCCCGCAACUGGACGGACGCCGAGAUGAGGGGCCUCAUGUUGGUCUGGGAAGAAUUCUUCGAGGAGCUGAAGCAAACUAAGCGCAACGCCAAAGUUUACGAGCGCAUGGCCAACAAGCUGUUCGAAAUGACCGGGGAGCAGCGCCACGGGGAGGAGAUCAAAAUCAAAAUCACCAACAUGACUUUUCAGUACAGGAAGCUGAAGUGUAUGACGGAUGGUGAAGCUAUUCCCCCUGACUGGCCCUAUUUUAAAACCAUUGAUCGGAUCCUGUCCAAACUGCCAGAACCGACAGAUGGGAAGUUGCAGCCUGGGCCUUCCACAUCUCAGACGGAGGCCUCACAAUCUCCUUCUGUCAAAUCUACACCCCUCUACCUGCCCUACAACCAGUUCACAUAUGACGAGGCCUGUUUCCAGGAUGACAAUUCAGAGAGUUCCACAAGUCUGCAUUCAUUUAAGCUCAGGUCUGGUGAGAGGUCCUUGAAGAAAAGGAAAGUGCACAGUUGUAGCUUUCAGAAGAAGAAGUUGAGGAUCAUGGAGAACAUGUUGGAGGAACAGAAGCGAUUAAGCCGGGCAAUGGAGGAAACCUGCCGGGAAGUAAGACGGAUCCUAGACCAACAGAACAUCAUCCAAGUACAGAGCUUGCAGCUCCAGGAAAGGAUGAUGAACCUCCUGGAGAAGAUGGUCUCCAAAUCUGCACCUUAACUGGCUUCACAUACUGGUGUUGUACAUCUGCAGCUCCCUAUGGACAAGCUGCAUUCCAUCCUGUCCUUGUGGCUUCCAUU
Messenger RNA from Nanorana parkeri, 1042 nucleotides. RefSeq names its product Myb/SANT DNA binding domain containing 1 (gene MSANTD1). Gene Ontology annotation, cellular component: nuclear body. Gene Ontology annotation, biological process: positive regulation of DNA-templated transcription. The record is from RefSeq and is a predicted model, not a curated record. The transcript is spliced from 3 exons. Lineage: Eukaryota; Metazoa; Chordata; Amphibia; Anura; Dicroglossidae. The coding region runs from base 201 to 962 and encodes 253 amino acids.